GUGUAGUUCUCCCCGCCAAAAGCAACAGCGGCAGCAAGGUCGUUUUCGGGACCUCCACCACCGGGGGUCAACAACAACAACCAACCCCGGUUGUAACGAGUAACCCGGCGACGUUGACGGCCUUGACAUCUUCAAGUGCAAGUGCGUACGGACUCCGCCACCAAUUACUACCCCAACAUUCCAGCACUUUCACUGCGCGCACGACACCCUGGCUGCCGUCGCCGUAUACUAGUACUUCGAUGGCGCGGUUCGGGGCGGCGGAUCCCGGUGCGGUGGUGCCGCUGACACAACGCAAGGUGUCCGUGGUCUUGCUCCCGGGGCAGGUCGCGCCCCGGCACGAGGUGCAGAACAGCGUCGUGGUGCUGGUGCAGCACAUUGUGUUGUCGGCGGCCGUGACGGCGUUGGGCUCGGGCGCGAACGCCGUGCAGCUGUGCGGGUCGGUGUACGCUCUGAACAAGGUCGCGGACGGGCUGGACCCGGACAGAACGCUUCGUUGCGGCGUCACAGCCGAGGGCGAUCGCAUUAAGCGGUUUGACAAGGGCGUGGACGCGAAGUCGUUUUUGGAUCCUAAAGUAGAGAACAAAACGGUGUUGUUAUCCUAUUGAACAGUUGUGCCCCUAUGAUCUUUCUCAGAACGUGGAAGCAUUUGUAUGGCAUCUUCAAAGCUUGUUCGUCCCAACGGAAACAGUCGUCAUCUUGCAUGCCUCAAGAUCACAAAUUUCCAGUGGUGAAUAGCAACAAAAAUCUGCACUGCAAAAAGGGCCCCCAGCAACAGCCUGGCCUGUGACUUCUUGGAAGAUGCCUCUACAUCUUCAGGAAGACCCAAAGUCCACCUUUCAUGCAAGACAAACGGUGUCUGUGUCCAUGUACUGUGGAAACUUUGCAUCAGAACAAUUAGUAUCUACUUUCGGGGGUCGUGGGGCGGUUAUUUUCAUUGGAAUAACUGCUCUACACGACGAACGGAACCCGUGCGAUUCCCUGGGUCCGCGACGCGAAGAGGCUGUUGCUGGGUUCCCUGCUGAACGCGUCCGCGGUGAUUUCAGCCUUGGUGCAAGAUUACACCACCUCCGGCGCCACCACCUCCGGCGCCGCGGCCAACACCGGCGCGCAGUCCGCGCUGCAGCGCGUCGAGGACCGGCAGGAUGCGGGCGAGCAAACCACUCCGCCGCCCAUCAUUUUCGUGUGCUGUGGCUACAACCGGGGCCAAAAUCGGAGCUCCGAGGACGAGUUGGUCACUGCGUACCUGCUCUGGAUGCUCAUGCAAUCCGUGCCCAACCCAUCGUCGCUGCUCUUGGACGAUUCCGCGAGAUUGGUGAUGCAGCAAGUCGACAGCAAGGACGUGGUCACGGACCUGCGCCGCCGGUUUCGGAAGGGCCCGACGGUGUUUCAGUUCGGGGAGGGGGCGAUCACGGACGUGAAUUUUCUGCUGGAUAUCGACUACUUUCCGAGCAUAUCGCACGGAACAUAUUGAACUGUUUCAUGGAAUAUACGAGUUCUUCGUCUUGGCAAGAUCAUUUUGCAUCACAUCCCUAAGGCGGGACCUGACAAGAAAAAGUUGCAUUGCGUGCUUCCUAAAACUGCACACUGAAAAAUCCAAAAAUGGGAUGCACCAUGUUAUGUUUAGCAAGACAAACAGACUUCUGUGUUGCAUUCUCUGGACCCCACGACGACAAGUUUACAACAGUCGUGUUUUCUUGCGAUAGAGCACGCUGCCGGUGUACUGUCCCUUACUCGGGCUGUUUCUCCGACAGCACCAGUCGGUGCUGGUGCCGCCGAAUUUGCACGCCGCAAGCGCCGCCGCCGGGUCUUUCGCCGGUCGUGGUUCCUUGGCGCCGGCGGCGGCGGGCCAGAUCGGGCAGAUGUUCUCCUCCGAAGGAAGUGCUUUUCCGGAAGGAGCCCAGAAGGCCUCCUCGGACAAGGGGAGUAAGGAAUCCACCGAGGGUCGAGGUAAAGGGCAACAGCAGUCGGUGAUUGAUCAGAACAGCGGCACGGCCACCAGUUCGAACAAAAGCACACAAGACGGCGUGUCUCAACACGCGGCCGUGACCGGCGGCCGUCCUGUUCCACCUCUUGCUGGGGGAACGACUUCUACAUUAGAAAUACCGGCAGGGGUGGACCACGACGUCGCAGAGGCUGCCGCAAGUGCGUAUGCGGACGAGGUUUUGAAGAAUCGGACUUUCAUCAAGUCUGUCGCGACCGAGGAGGUGGCGGGGGCGGUGGAGCUCGGCGAGCGGAAAGUUCUCGCCCUGAGUGAACUGCUAUCAAAUGCAAAAAUGUCUGGGUCCUCUGGAAGGUUGGAACCUGUGAUGCUGCAGUUGGAGGUCUAAAAAAUUUGUGUUGCAUGAGCAGCAGCGGAAUAGGCAUCAAGAAUCCCUCAAAAAACCUGUGAUGCUAGGGCAUGCAUCAUAGACGUCAUGGCUCAUGCCGACCAUGCAUGACAAGUCUCAGAAUCUUCCAGACCCACACACUUUUGCAUUUGAUAACUGCUAGCCGGCGGCGACGAGGACGACUUGUCCAGCGACGAGGCAUAUGCACUGCAAGUGAGUUAGGUGUCUGGGUCUGCAAGAGAGCGACUUGUUAUGGUAAGUCAAGCGCACAAAAAUAUCUGUGUUCUUGCAACAUGAACGCCAUCAAAACAAUGUUCUUGGGAACUUCCUGCUGAAAACGCGACGGGCAAAUUGCUGCUGCGGGAUAUUAGGCAUUGAAAGCUGGUGCCUCUUGCAAAAUUUAUUGGGAUGCUUGCUUCUGUAUCUGUGCGCUUCUGCAUGCCAGGUCAUCUGUGUGAUCUCAACACGUGGGGCAUUCGAUGACAUAUUUGCACUUGAUAAGGCAGAUUGUGGUUCUUCCAAAAGUCCGAGUGAGAGGCGGAAGGCGGCGGGGACGAAGUCGCGACAGAUUUCCAGAGAGCUAUCCUGAGUAAAAACGUACCCACACCAGAGUUGUCAUGCAGAUCUGCAAGCACAAGAGCGUUUGUAAUGCGCAUCCCCAUGAGAGGCAUUAUCCAUCGUGUUUUGGAACUUGUAAUGCUGUAAACAGCAUAAGGAGAUGGAUUUGUUAGGCGGCUUCCCUUGCUAAACUGCACUACACUACAGCCUGCAAUUUGUCAUGCGUGGUUCCCAAAACUUCAAGGUUUGUGUUGCAUAAUCUCCAUCUUCACUCUGGGGUGGGGACGUUUUUACAAAUGAUAAGAGCAGGGUCAUCAUGGUCGCGCUCCUGCGACCACGUCGGCGUCAAAUAAAGAGGAAUCAAGCGGAUCGUUCUCCGGCGGCAGCGCAAGGGAAGAAAAAAACGCUUCAGCCCCGACGGUGGAGGGCAUGAUCAAAGUGGCUGAGGUGCGAACAAAUGGCAAUCGUAAGGACGUCGACCACGACUUCUACAAGAACAUCAAGGAGGAUAAAGCCGACUCCUCGCCCAGCAGCCGUGACAAGGGAAAAGAGCGAACUAUUUCCGCGGCCGGCGCAGACCAUACGAGCAGCCCGACGCAGCAGGCCAGCUCCUCUCGCUCUCCGACGCCGACGCAGCGCUCCAGCUCCUUCCGAAAGCGCCUCUCGGCCCACCCACUCUCGCCUGAUCAUGGGACGAGUGCUUUAUCUUCUUCGCGCGCCUUUCACAACAAGCUCUUCCGAAUCGACGACCAGUUCGGGAGUCUAGACCGGUCUGCGUCGUUGAAGAAGGUGAGACUGUUCGCGAUGCGGCACUAUUCAAUGCAGACUACAUGUCUGGGUCUCCUGGAAGAUUGCCAGGUUUGUCAUGCAGGUUUUGGAUGCCCUGGAAGGUCUGGAAUGCGGGUCUAGCGUCACAAAUCUUGCGAAGGCUUCGCAAUGCCUAUAUGCGCAUGACAGAUCGCCUCUUGUUUCGGUGACAAGAUCUUCAAAUGGGCAUCUUUUGCUGUCCAUGCAUGAGAGAUUUUUGUGUGAUGUGAAAUGCGCAUCACAUGAUGUUCGGAUCUUUCCAAACCCAGACAUAUUUGCAAUCCAUAGGCACGGGGACUACGAGAAAUCGGUGGCGAAGUCCAUGGUGGGCCUCAUGAACCCCACCCUCUCCGCGGAGGGCAUGGCGGAGGCAACCGCGCUGGCGAAUUGCUUGGCGCAGGAACAGCUGAUAUUACAGUGAAAAGUGCCUCCACCCCCAAAGUUGCAAAAAUUUGUGAUGCGAAGUUUCCAAAUGAAACCUUUUUGUCAUGUAUGAAAGGAAUAUGAAUCUUUCUGAUGCAGAUUCUAAUGCUGUUUCGCAUCGCUUGCAUGACAAGCACCGCUUUUGCUGGGAUCUUUUGCAAUACAAAUUUUUGCUAUUCACGAUCGUAAAUCUGUGAUGCUGAUACAUGCAAGAGGGCGAAUGUUUCAUUUGGAAAGGUUUGCAAUACAAAUGCUUUGAAGUUCGGGGGUGGGAGCAUUUUUCAUUGUAAUAGCUGACCCUGGUGAUUUGCAGUCCGCUGCUGCGGACCGCAGUCACGGCGGAGCUGAUAGCGGCUCCGCACGCGCUGACGCCGCAAAUCGACACGGACUUGGUCGCCAUCCACCGGGGGGACUGGAGCGGUUUGCCCCUCCCGGAGAUCGAGCGGUACUUCCCCGGGGACUGGCAGCGGUGGUGCGAAGAUCCGCAGUGGGGGGAGCAUAUCGUAUUUAAAAGCGUCGUCCCCACGCCAUAGUCGUACUUGUAAACGCAAAGCGGCAUGCUGAAAGUGUGUGUCAUGCGGAGCUCCAUGAGAAGCGUUUUCUAAUCGUGUUUUGGAAUUUGUCGUGCUGCAAUCAGCAUGAUAUGCCAGAUCUGUGAUGCUGCUGAACUACAUCAAACAGAGCUACACUAAGAGCCCAAAUUUGUCAUGCGAAACAGCCAAAACUGGUGGACUUGUCUAGCCGAUUCCCCAUCUUGACUAUGGGGUCGUGGGGACUUUUUUACAUAGGAUAGAGCACGGGGGGGAGUCUUACGUGGAGGUGAUCCGCCGGGUCAAGGACUCCAUGGACAAGAUCCUGCGUCGCUGCAUCCUCUACCCUAUCAAAUGCAAAUAUGUCUGGGUCUGGAAGAGUGCAUGUUUGUCAUUCUUGUCUGGCAUGACUCUUAAAUCUGUCAUGCACGUUACCCAAGAGAGCCGUUUUGCUGUCAUGCAAAAACGCGCUUUGUCAUGCAGAAUAGGCAACACCUAGAAGCUCAAAAGUUUGUCAUGCUGGGCCAGCAGUUGUGGCCUCUUCAUGAUACGCCACCCAGCAUCACAAGUUUCCAGACCCAGACACUUUUACAAUCCAUAUACCCCGCAGAAUUCGUUGCGGGAUACAACAGCAGCACCGGCGGGAGUGGUUCGGCGGCGGGCGCCGGGUCUUCCGCCGUGGAUCCGAACAACGUGCCCGGUACGGCGAACGUGUGUAUCAAAUGUAAAAAUGUCUGGGUCUGGAAAAUUGGAACUUGUAAUGCGUGUCAUGCAUUCCUGGAAAAUCUGUGUUGCAUGAGCAGCAACACAGAGGCUUUCUGUGUCAUGCGAAAACGCAAUUUGUAAUGCGUGCUAGGCAUCAGCAGACCUCUCAAAAACUUGUCAUGCUUGGCUGCCAUUGGAAGCGCUUCAAUCAUGCGCAAUUCAGCAUCACAAGUUUCCAGACCCAGACAUUUUUACAUUUGAUAGUGUGCGUGGUCACCCACUGCAGCAUCGUCUGCUCCAUGAUCGGCCUCCUCGCCGGGCUCUCGCAGUCUCAGUGGGUGGACCUCGGCGCGUCCAUCCCGCCGUCCAGUGUAUCGCUGCUGGAGAUUGACGUGGAGCACAAGUCCUGCGAGGUGAGCUACGUCGGCCGCCGCGCGGUGGAUUUCCAAGCGAUUCAGGAGCAGAUAACGAAGGCCAAGUCAGUAUCCCGUGUAAAGAUGUCCCCAUGUUGAUCUCCCCAGAGUGUCACGAUGCGGGCACUGCUACACAGACUAAAAAGUUUUGCCUGUUCUUGCACCUGUCAAGUUUGGGCUCGUGCUGUACGUGGUCCUCUUUGGCUACUUAGUGCAGCGAGCCGCAUGAAACUUCGAUCAGCUUAUCCUUGUUCCAGCGUCACAAAUUACAAAACAACAUUAGAAAACGCUUCUGAUGGGGCGGCUCCUGCGCUUGACACACAAUUUUUUAGGCAUGCAGUUUUGAUGCGUGACGAGAAGUAUGAGGUGGAGAUGUUUUGACACAGGAUAGUCGGACCGGCUGUGUCUGCAGGAGUUUUCUGAGGACGGGGCGUCCAAUCUGCGGUCCUCCAGUAAGGAGUCGUCGUCUAUCGCCCUAGAAGACCUCUUGACUGGGACGAGUGCGCCGGCUGCACUCGCGGCGACUAGUGCAGCCACCCCCGGUGCUUUGACCGCAGCUCUCGCGGGAGGGCGCGAUGGUUCGGCGGCCUCGGGCGGAACAGCAUGCGCCGGCGCGAAGGUUCCACCAACGGCAGCACCACACGGCGGCCACCCCCUGCUGCCGAAAUUACCGAGCGGUGACUCGGGAAUCAUAAACCUGGGCGGGGUGGUAGCUCCCCGCACGCCGGUUCACCUCGAGGGCCAGAGUCUGAGUUUGACCCCGACCCUAUCCUGUGUAAAAACGCCCGCACCCCAGAGUUGUUUGCAGAUUUGCAAUUACAGGAAGAUUUGUAAAAAUGCGUAUCUCCAUGACAGGCAUUUCCAAUCGUGUUUUGGAAUUUGUAAUGCUGUAAAGAGGAUAAAGCAGAUGGAUUUGUGAUGCGGUUGUCGUUGCUAACAUGCACUACACUACGGACUGCAGCUUGUCAUGCUUGGCUCCCAAAACUUCUGGAUUUGUGUUGCUAAUUUUCCAACUUGACUUCUAUGGGGUGGGGACGUUUUUACAUAUGAUAGACCCCAACCGGGUCGCUGACGGGAAACACGCGGAGGAGCACGCAGCGGAAUCUGUAUCAAAUGUAAAAAUGUCUGGGUCUGGAAACUUGUGAUGCCGGGUGGCGUCUCAUGAUGAAGCCACAAAUGCUGGCUCAGCAUGACAAGUUUCUGAGCUCCUUCUAGGUGUUGCCUAUUCUGCAUGACAAACUGCGUUCUUGCAUCACAGAAAAGCGGAGCUCUUGGGUAACGUGCAUGACAGAUUUAUAGAGUCAUGCCAGACAAGCAUGACAAACAUGCAUUCUUCCAGACCCAGACACUUUUACACCUGAUAAUCUGCGGUCUCUGAUGAAGUCGUGGUCCCACAUUCCGUAUCCUGUGCAAAAGUAUCGUACUCGUAGUGAUUGCAAACAUGCAUUACAAAUCCGCAUUACAAAUUUUCUUUCUCAUGCUGAGGAAAUUUGUAAUGCAUUUGUACGAGUACGAUACUUUUGCAAUGCAUACUCCGGAGUCCGAUACCAGUUUCUACAUAUGCAUAAAAUUCAAGAACUCUGUUCGUGUCUCUCUGGGUCUGGAAAGACAAAGAACUUGUGAUGCUAGUCGCGGCUCCCCGAGAAACGCACUUUGGUACGACGUACCUUAGCAUGACAAGUAUUUCUUGAGGGAUAAUACUUAUUUUCGUGUCGAUUUUUUAUAGCAUGAGAUGAAGGAGUCGCACUUUAUUUGCACGACAGACCACUAUGUGGCGCAGGUCCGGUUCGUGCAUCACAGAUUCUGGUGGCUUUAUCAUUAGUACUCGAAACGAAGAUAACGAAGCAUUCUUACAGACGCGGACGCAGUUGCAAUGCAUAUUACACCUCGCAAAACAAUCCCGAAAACGCCUUGUACCGACAAACAGCGACCGCGACGAUGAACAUGAAGCACAACGCGGAGGUGCUCCUCGCGCCCUUUGAUGUGUUGGCGCCAGACGCGCAGCCCUUGCCCGACUUUGACGUCUUCCGCUCCGGGGGGGAGCAAGAGUACGAUGCCGCAGUCGCAACCGCAGGCACCAGUCCGGUGGGGAGUUAUGCAUUGCAAAAGUAUUGUGCUCGUACUCGUAGGAAUUGCGAGCAUGCGCGACAGAUGCGGUUUCCUACCUGAUUCAGCAUUACAAAGCUCAUUUCUCAUGCUGAGGAGGAUUUCUACUUAAAAUAGAUGCGAUACUUUUGCACAGGAUAGGAGUAGUGGCACAGCAACUGUUCGGGACGGUGCAAAAGCACCCAGCUCAGCAGCGUCUGCUUCAAAUCCAGCCACCGGUGGACCGGCGACAGCCCCUCCAGGGGCGGCCCACAAUGCAACUGCUUCAUCUUCGCUGCUAGCGUCACAGCAGCUGUUGAACCAGAGCGCAGCGAGUUUGCUGGGCCAGCAAGUGAACUACCUGAAGUCGGCGCAAAACGAAGCGUCGACCCUGAUCUCCAUCGUGUCGACCCCCGGCCGACUCGCGCCGGAGCACCACCUGCCGGACGCCUUGGUUAUCUUGAUUGACGUGCUACGAAUGAGUUCCACCGUUGUCACCGCGAUGGGCGAGGGCCUGAACAGCUGCCGUUUGUUUUCGUCCGUGGCCGAGAUUAAGCACGCGAGCCAGCAGUACGUGCCUGGGGACUGCUUGCUCGGUGGGGAACAGAAGCGGACUCUCAUGCCCGGGUUCGAUAGGGACAACUCCCCCCUGAGCUACCUGCCCGGAGACAUUACCACCGCCGUCCACGCAAAAACGUCGGCGGUAGAAUUGCGCGCCGGCGGGGGCGGCGGCACGAAACGAAGUACAAAUGGUGUAGUCGGGCCGACGACACCCGAAUUGAAAAUGCCGCCACACGACGCGGCACUCAGCCGGGAAACAUCCUCGGCGCAGUCGUCGUUCUCCGAGCGAAGUUUUGCUAGCCCAGAAGAUGCGCCAGAAGGGGCUUGUCUCCCGCCAGCUUCCGGGAGUGCUGGGAAAGGCAAGAAAGAUGCGAACUACUCUCUUUCGCCCGCGUCAGGGAAUGGGAAAAAAAUUCCAUCAUCCACUCUCCCGGCGCACGAAGAUUUCCUCUCGAACCAGACCGCGACGGGCGAACAGAAAACGACGAAACGGCGGCCGGGGGCCGAUCGGGUCGGGUUGUUCCUGACCACGAACGGAACGCGGGCGUUGCCGUGGGUCCGGCGUGCGAAGUUUCUGGUGCUCGGGUCCUUUCUGAACGUGUCCGCAUGCGCGCGCUUCGUGAUCGCGAACUGCGGGCGGGUGCGGUCGAUUCUGCUGGUCUGCUCCGGGCAGGAUCGGGGCCUGCGGGAAUCGUUCGACGACGAGAUUUGUGCUGCGUACAUUCUGCGCACCCUGCUCGCGGAGAUCCCGCGACCGCAGAAGCUCAUGCUGGACGUGGCGGCCACGUCCAUUUUGAUGCGGACCGGCGUCGCGCUGGCGCAGUGGCGGGACCUGUGCGAGAAGUUCUCCGCCACGCCGGGGGCGCGCGAGCUCCAGAGGAUCGGGCUCUCCCGGUAUCACAAGGAAAAAUCCCCCCUCCCCAUAUCAAAGCGGAAAUCUGUGAUGCAGAUUUGUUGUCACAAAUCAGCUUUGUCAUGCUACACGGGAAAAGAUGCGGACUGUAGUGCUGGGUGGCGUGGGGAAGCCUUGCAUCUUCAGCAUGAUAGGAGGCAGCUGAGAGUGGGAAACAGCAUGAAACGUAGAAGCGACAUGAGCUCGAAGCUGAGAGAAAAGGAGCCCCGCGCACGAGCAUAAUCCCGCAACAACAUUAAGAUAGGCUUUUGGCGCCAUAGCAUGCUGCUUCGGCAAAAGUGCGCUCGACGCCGACGCACUAAAUAGCUUCAAGUUAGAACAAAGUCAAAAGAAAGCUACUGUCGCCCGUCACCGCAAAAACUAACUUUAUCAUCGUCGUCGUCUGUCAUCGUCCUUUUCGUACCUGGCCUGCUAGGGCCCAGCCGGCAAACAUGUGGCUUUCGGAAAGCAGGCUGUAAUCGCACGACUAUGGCAAUGCUAAAAGCGUACGACUGUCACUUCUCGUCUUACUUUCGUUUACUUCGUAGUUCUGCUCUGCGUCUGUUUUUUGGUUUUCUGCUCCGGCCCCUUGCAUGACAUCUAAAAGUACAUAAUAGGGACGAAGGCGUGGUUGCCGCAUAGUUGCGGCCUAAGAGAGGACCGCGGGCCUGUGUUGUUGAUGGAGCCCACGCAUGACGAAGUAGAAGCCUCAUGAAAUAGUCUCUCUGUGUCCUCUUCCAAUAACAAAAUCACUAAGUCAGGAGCCGCAGGAGACUCGAGCCAGCGGAACGCGCUGCGGAGCCGCGCGACGAAUCGGUGAGCCAGCAAGCCGUUUCCACGGACUGUGCAUCCAAGAGCCGGAAGUGGGCUGAGAUCUGUCAGUCAACGUCGGUAGACUAUGCAUGUCAGUGCGAGUAUGUAUGGCUUCUCGCAGAUGUAGGGCAAGAUAGUCCCCGUUGUUUUCGCCUCAGUUAUCUCUCUUCUAUCUAUGACGCCUGCCUCGGUGCUACCAGCCACGUAGCUGAACGUGUCUCGAAGAGCCCACCUCCGUGUUUCUUCCUCAGCAUACGCACAGAGCCAGCGUCAGCCUCCAGCUCGCCAUGAAGAUAGAUUCUAAGCCGUCCGCUGCGGUGCCGCUCAAUCAGUCCGCCUCACAACCCGCUCGCACUGUGCCGACGACUAUCGCGAGAUGCCCAGGGUCGUACACGUCUCUCUGGGUCCGAUCUCCGUGACAUACCGCUGCGGCCCACAACUCCAAGGUGUACGCGCACACUAACGGUAGCCGCCCGAUCAGUAGGUAGUGGAGGACUGUCCACGCCACCAAACCCGCCUCACCAGCCUACGACCGGCAAUUCGCAGCUGUCUUUCAUCUCCGCGGUUCUAUGGCAAAACCGACAGCUCGAUGCCCCUCCGCCCGGCGAGUGCCUCACGUCGCUCCUGCAGGGCCACCCGUCCCUCCGACUGCGCCGCGCCGGUACCUGCGUCUCGCGUGCUGCUGGACCACCAUCCUCCCGUUUCAUAUGCUGACGUUCUUCUGUGUAACAAUCCGUCAGUUUCCCGCAUUCCGGCGCUCUCCAGCCAGUUCCAGUGUUGCGGUGGGGAUAAGCUUCAAGUAUCGUCCUUCUCAGUAACAGGCGCUCCCAGCUCGUCGUGCCGCAAGCUCACCAGCAAUUCCUCUUGGGUCGAGGCCUUUCCUCGGAGGUGGGGUUGUGCUUGGGGCGCCAGGCGUAUGGACGGCUUCGCAGCUACGUCGUGAUCGACAAACUGAGAUCGGCGAUUCUAGUUGUGUUGCUGGUCCUGUGCCAGUCGCGGGGCAUGUUCGGGUGUUCCGGGCAGUGCUUAGUGCACCCCUCGGACCCCGCACCCCCCCGGGCUUUAGUCGCGCAGUCUGUUAAGCAUGACAAAUUGCCUGCAAACGAGGCCACGACUGCGGCUCUUGGCCUUCUAGCAUGACAAGUCGGUUUGUGACCUCAAAUACAGCAUCACAAAUUUCGUUUUCGAUAUGGGGAGGGGGGAUUUUUCCUCUCAAUACCCGGGAUGUGGAGUUCUGCCUGGAGCGCGACCGCUACGCGGACGUGCUGCCUUUGUACCAGCGGGAGGGGGACCUGUUUCUCAACUACCGUGUGCACAGCAACCAGCGGCUGCGCAGUCUGGAAGAGAGCACGGAGCGAGAACGGGAGGAGAGACUCUCCAAGGACAGCACGACAACCAGCGCCGACGUGCUUCGGAGCAGCAGCAAAUCCGGUAUGCAUUGCAAAUAUGUCUGGGUCUGGAAGGAUUCAACUUUUCAUGCUACUUCUGAAUCAUGCAAAAAUCUGUGUUGCAUGAUUACCAAAAGUCGUCCCCUUUUGACCAAGUUGGGAGGGAGUUUCUCAGGCAGGAUAGGCAUGAUAGAGAUCACACAGAAUCUGUCGCGCUAGGUCCUGCAUUCCAGACCUCAUGGGUCAUGGAAAAACUGCACGACAAAUCGCGCACUCUUCCUGACCUUGACAUAUUUGCAUCUGAUAUCCGGUGCGGAAGAGCAACCAAGCACCGUGGACAUGGUGAUGUGGAUCCGCAGCAGCAUAUCCUGACUAAAAACGUCCCCACCCCAGAGUUGCCAUGCAAAUUUGCAUGCCAAAAAAGUUUCUCAUGCAAAGCGCCAUGAGAAGCUUUUUCUAGUCGUGUUUUGGGAUUUGUGAUGCUAGAAAUAGCAUGAUGCGCUAGAUCUGUGAUGCUGCUGAGCUAGCUACUCAGGAUCACACUACGAGGACAAACUUGUCAUGCGAAACAGCCAAAGUUGGCCCAUUUGUCUAGCAGAUUCUCCAUCUUGACUCUGGUAUGGGGACGUUUUUCCUCAGGAUACAGCAGUGCCGGUCCCGGCACGACGACGACAAACAGCUACACGCAGCACCACGUGAAGCCGCCCAAGAAGGUGAAGCUGUUCCUGGUCUCGCUCCGAUGCGGCGACCUGCUCACCGGGAGGCUGGACCCGGAGCCGUCCCCCAACACGUUGGCGGCCGGUGCGCAGCUGGCGGUGCAGCUAGCGGAGGUGCUCAAGGCGAACAAGGCCAAGCGUGUGGUCAUCUAUCCCAUGCGCCAAAACGUACUGAUUGCGGUUCAGGCCUGUCAUGCAAAUCUGACAUAGAAUUAGAAAUUCUGCUGGGUUCUAAGAAUCAUGGAAGCUCUUGUGCAGGUCCAGAUGUCUUAUGCGCAGCCUCAUUCUCAAAAGCUGAAGCUGAUAGUUUGUAAAAAUUACUUAUGAAGAUGCCCUAAUCAGGAUUGCAGAACAAUUUAUUGCGUAGCAGAAAAAUCAUUGAUGCCAUCUUGAUCUUGCUACUGGGGUAGCAGUAGUACACGUUUUUGCGCAGGAUGUCAUUGCUUCUUCCCCGUUAAGACGAGCGCGGGCGGUGGCAGCGAUGUUUUGUUCGGAGUUUCACGAGGUGCCCAUCGUGUUGAACGAGCUUACCGCUCGGGAUGUCGGCGAUUGGACGGGGUUGACCGAAGCGGAGGUGGAGAAGCUACCAACUGCAAACGUGAUGUCUGCGUCCUGUGGAAGGAUGCAAACUUGUGAUGCUCGCUGGCAGUAACACGAAAAUCUGUUUUGCGCGACCUCUUUUUUUUGUUGUUCUUUUAUUGUUGCCACACGGACAGCGAGUUUGAGUUUUUCAUGCGGAAUAAACAUUGGGGGGGCCUUGUUGAGAAAACCUGUGAUGCUAUGCUGUGCGUUCUGGACCUUCUCGGUGAGGCAGAAGCUGCGUGACAAUGUCAACAGCUUUCCAGCGGGCCCAGAGCAGACAUUUUUGCAUUAGAUAGAAGUAUUUCCCCAACCAAAUCGAAAAGUGGCGCACCAACCCUUCCUGGUGCGACCACGGCGGCGAGUCGCAGGCCCAGGUGCGGUAUGCAUGGCGAAAAUGUUUUAGUCCGGGUCUGAAAAGAUGCAACUUGUUUGUCAUGCUCGGCCAGAAUGAUGCUCCCGUCUGUCAUGCACGUUUUCACCCAAAGCGCUCAGUUUUCUGUCACGCAGAAACGCAGUUUAGUGUUGUCAUGCGGAACACCAGACUGCAAUAAGUCAAAAACUUGUCAUAUUAAGUUUUUGGCCGUCAAAAAUGAAGGCCUUGUCCCCGUGAUUUUCCAACCAGCAGCAGAAAUUUCCAGACCCCGAUAAUCUUCGACAUUUUCGCGAAUUGCAUAGGCGGCAUCGCGUGGGCACGGUGCUGGACCUGGUUUUGCGGUCCUACAUUUUGGACUCCGCGUGCGACGUAUCAAAUGCAAAAAUGUCUGGGUCUGGAAGAAUCUAACUUGUCAUGCUAAAUCUGAAUCAUCCAAAAAUCUGUGUUGCAUGAUUACCAAAAGGUGGUCACUUUUGACCUAAUCGAGAGGCAGUUUCUCAUGCAGAAUAGGCAUGAUAGAACUCUCACAGAAUCUGUCAUCCUAUGUCCUACAUACCAGACCUCAUGGGUCAUGGAAAACCUGCGUGACAAGUCUGCAUUCUUCCAGACCCAGACACUUUUGCAGUUGAUACGACGCCGUGGUGCUGGUCGGGCACGCGUCCCUGGUCAAAUGCGUUGUGGAGGAGAUUCCUGACGUGAGUGACAGUUUCAAGAACGCGAGGCUCCCCCCGCUGGCGGUGUCGGUCAUGGACUACGAUCCCGGGUUGUACAGCAGAGCGCCCGGGGAGAAGCGGUUCGCAGCGAUCGCAAAAGCGCUCACCGUACACGCGGUCGGGCUGACCAGCUUGAGAUAUUAAAGGAAGAUGGUCUAGUAAGUACUUGAUCAUUUUGCAGUCUGUCGCAACAGCAUUGAAAGACUCCGCGCGUGGUAGUCGUUUUCCUGUCUAAGUAGAACAGACGUCGAGCAGGAGCUCAGUAAAUGCCAAUGCAACAUCAAAUGCUGGCGCUGGCCGAGUCGUAGAGUAAAGAAUUACUGUUCUGCUCACGAAAAGUGAAAGGACGCAAAAGUAAAAAAGUAGAAUUUGCAUUCUUGCUACUCUCUGUAGCUACGACAUUCUAUCGGUCCGGCGGCGGAGCCGUGUCUAACCAAUAGCAAAAUGACUUUGUGAACGAGCGUGCUUUUCUACAACUGUCUACUACACCCGAAGAAGUAAAG
Messenger RNA from Amoebophrya sp. A120, 14389 nucleotides. The record is from the annotation of a GenBank genome assembly. Lineage: Eukaryota; Dinophyceae; Syndiniales; Amoebophryaceae.